UCUCUGCCUCUGACAUACAGAGGACGCCUUGUCUUUAGGGAGCAUGACAGCAAAAAAGGGAGUUGCCAAAGUAUAAUAUUAAAAAGAGGGUGUCUUCCAGAAAACAUUCUAUUGUUUUUACAACAGAGAACAGAUCAGUUUUAUGCAAAGGAAACAUCUGAUUCAGUUGCUUCAGUUCAAAAGGAAUUUGCUGUUGUGGACUGAUUCAAGUGUACAGCGUAAAUCUCUUAUCCAAUCAAAUGGCACAGAGGAUGUCUCAUGAAGACAGUGGACAAGAUGGACGAUCCGUCCUUGGGAUGUUAGCCAUCCAGGUGGAGCGAGACCCCAAGACGGGCGCCACCAUUGUUAAAUCGGUAGCCCCAAUCUCCUCAGCUCCUGCUGCUCCAACAUCCACGACCAUCUUUGAUGAUGGAAGGAAAAGCAUCCACACGGUUGGCAGAUUGGAAGGUGAACCUUCCACCAAAGAGCUUGGUGAGAUACUGAGUGUCAUCAAUGAUGUCGGGAUGACGGUGCUGCUUGAUGAAGUAACGGUAACACCGAACAAGCCAGAGGUGACCGCUGGGAAUAUAGAAAGCAGAAACAAACAAGACGAUAACAGCCUGAGUUUUAUCACUCCUAAUGGUACAUCAAAAGAAAACGUUCCACAGUUAGAUAACUCUGAAAACAAAAUGGAAGCAGAGAGGAUGACGCAGAGUUUUACUGUUAGAAAUAUGGAUCAUGAAACUAAAGACACUGAAGAAAUUCUGGAAAACUUGGAAGGUAAAAGCUUGGAGGAAGGUCCAGUCACACUGGUGUUCAUGGGUUACACUGACGGAACACCUGAGGAUGUUCAAAACCAAGAGGACUACGAAGGCAUGCUCACCGCAGAGCAUGUGAUUAUUACUGAGGAUGGAGAGGAAUAUGUAGUAGAGCCAGGGAAUUCUGCUCCAAUUCAGUCGGCCUCAACAAAGGAAAGAGAAGAACAGACGGAGGAAAAGCCUCAAGACAAAACCCUUCAAGAUGUUCCACUGGAUGAUGAUGAUGAGGCACAACCUGAAACCCAGAGAGAAAGCAGUGUUGGGAAUGAGGCAAAGAAGAGGAAGAAGUGCAAGUGUUGCUCUGUCAUGUGAAAUCUAACUAGUAAAAUACACUUUACAGCCUUAAGCACA
Cyprinodon tularosa is the source of this 1148-nucleotide messenger RNA. Its product is annotated as paralemmin-2-like. The record is from RefSeq and is a predicted model, not a curated record. Bases 240 to 1109 code for a protein of 289 amino acids. Gene Ontology annotation, biological process: regulation of cell shape. The transcript is spliced from 3 exons. NCBI's taxonomy places the organism in Eukaryota, Metazoa, Chordata, Actinopteri, Cyprinodontiformes, Cyprinodontidae. Gene Ontology annotation, cellular component: cytoplasm; membrane.